This is a messenger RNA of Stomoxys calcitrans (stable fly), 516 nucleotides long. RefSeq lists its product as uncharacterized. NCBI's taxonomy places the organism in Eukaryota, Metazoa, Arthropoda, Insecta, Diptera, Muscidae. The record is from RefSeq and is a predicted model, not a curated record. The coding region runs from base 29 to 334 and encodes 101 amino acids. The transcript is spliced from 3 exons.
UCAAGAUGACAAAUUGAUCGCAUCUUUAAUGUUAGCUGGUUUAACCGAUGACUUUAAGCCGCUUGUCAUGGCUGUGGAGAAUUCUAAGGAAAAAUUGACGGUAGAUAUGGUGAAGAAUGUUCUACUUCAAGACGCAAAAUUUGAUAAAGCUUUUGAGAAAGAAUCAGCAUCACAGUCAAAAGGUGUCAAGAAAGCAGUUAACGGGGACGAACACACACAUAUUACGAUGGAUUGUAACAAUGACCGGUGGUUAUAUACUCGCUCUUGCACCCCAAAGGUGGAAAUUUCGUUUGCUUUUCUUCGCAGUUGCAAUCAUUCGUCGCAGUUGCAUUAAAAAAACUGCAGGACUCAAGCAGAAAAAGAAGCACUGGCCUCCGUCCACAGAAAUUGAAGGUCAGUGCAUAUAUAGGUAUACCUUGAAUGAUCCGUACAACGAAACACAUCGAAAUACUACUUUACCACAAAACUGGUUACACAUUAAAUACUCACAACGAACAAUUUAACAUCAAAUAUAGG